CAAAUUAGGGUUUUAGGUUUGCUUGAGCAUCGAAAAGGAAGAUAGAAAUAGGAGGAGGGUAUAUAAUAAACGACUCUUAUCAAAACACUCCUCUUUUUCGUUUAAGCAAAUCUAGGGUUUUCUCUUCUCCAUCAACUGCUUUCUACUCUCUCUUCUCGAUCGUCAGCUACUACAAUGGCAGUCACCUUCUCCGAUCUCCAUACUGAAGCUGGUCUUAAAUCUCUUGAGGAGUAUCUCUCUGGAAAAACCUAUAUCUCUGGAGAUCAGAUCACUAGAGAUGAUGUGAAGGUUUUUGCUGCAGUUUCAGAGAAGCCUGGUUCUGCUUUUCCUAAUGCCAGCCGUUGGUAUGAGACUGUUUCAUCACUCCUAGCUGCAAGCUUCCCUGGGAAGGCUGCUGGCGUCAGAAUUGCUAGUGGAGCAGAGGCAGCUCCAGCAGUAGAAGCUGCAAAGGCUGCUCCAGUUGAAGCCGAUGAUGAUGACUUGGAUCUUUUUGGUGAUGAAACCGAGGAGGAUAAAAAGGCAGCAGAGGAGAGAGAGGCAGCUAAGAAAUCAUCUGCAAAGCCAAAAGAGAGUGGGAAAUCUUCUGUUCUUUUGGAUGUGAAACCUUGGGAUGAUGAGACUGACAUGAAGAAGCUUGAAGAGAUUGUUCGCAGCAUCGAAAUGGAAGGUCUUCACUGGGGAGCAUCAAAACUGGUUGCUGUUGGUUACGGUAUCAAGAAAUUGACAAUCAUGAUGACCAUCAUAGAUGACCUUGUCUCAGUGGACACUCUCAUCGAGGAACGCCUCACAGUGGAGCCUGCCAGCGACUACAUCCAGAGCUGUGAUAUUGUUGCCUUCAACAAAAUCUAAGACCACUGAUAUUUCUUUUUAGCUAUUGUACUUCAUCACUCUUUUAUCUAUCCAUUUUUGUAGGGAGGGUGACAUAGUUUCUUCUCACAAUGGUUUAUCGGUUCUAAACAUACGGUGGUUGUGUUUAAUCUUUCAAAUUAGAGAGCUUGAGUUUUAACCUUGGUUCUUUUACUGUGUUAUUAUUCAUCUCCUUCAAAUUGGCCUGAAGAUUA
This is a messenger RNA of Papaver somniferum (opium poppy), 1061 nucleotides long. RefSeq names its product elongation factor 1-beta 2-like. Gene Ontology annotation, biological process: translational elongation. The transcript is spliced from 6 exons. Gene Ontology annotation, molecular function: guanyl-nucleotide exchange factor activity; translation elongation factor activity. The record is from RefSeq and is a predicted model, not a curated record. Gene Ontology annotation, cellular component: cytosol; eukaryotic translation elongation factor 1 complex. The coding region runs from base 175 to 849 and encodes 224 amino acids. NCBI's taxonomy places the organism in Eukaryota, Viridiplantae, Streptophyta, Magnoliopsida, Ranunculales, Papaveraceae.